Paramuricea clavata is the source of this 303-nucleotide messenger RNA. Lineage: Eukaryota; Metazoa; Cnidaria; Anthozoa; Malacalcyonacea; Plexauridae. The record is from the annotation of a GenBank genome assembly.
AAUGAUGACAACCUGUGUUUCCUGUGGAGUCAUGUGAGACAUCUGAAUCCUAAGGCUAGAAGAGCAACUACUAUCACACAGAAAGAUAGGGAAUUCAUAACGAACCUGGACUAUGACGGUAUAGACUUCCCCGUGAAGAUAAGUGACAUUGAUAGAAUUGAGAGGAAAAACAGUAUUAACAUAUCCGUGUUCGGUUACAAGGGUAAAAAACAGUUCUACCCCAUAAGGAACUCGAAGUCCGCAUACGAGGAUCAUAUGGAACUUCUACUCCUAGGUGAUGGUCCUUCAGAUGUAGGGAAAUGA